UGUGUUAAACCUGUAUAAUUUUGUGAAAUACAGUGAUCUAAUUUUUGGGUCACUGCCCAGCACUAGUUACUGGUAUGAUCUGUCAUCUUAGUUCAGCUGUAUCUCCUUAUUAACUUUAUUUGUACCACUACUUAAGUUUCUUUGGAACUUAUCCAAUCUCACAGCAACAGUCAAUAAUCUACAGUCAGACAUGUUUUCAGCAUGACUUAUACCAAAGUAUCACAUCACUUCUCUACUUAAAUUAACAUAUAAUGAAAAUAAACUUUUUCACUCAGAAUCACAACUUAACCCAAAAUGUAUCCACAGCAACUGUUUUUGAUUCUACCUAAAGGCAAACCCCGGACCAUGAUGAAACCUCUGCUUGUUCCUUUGCUUUUACAAGGUGUCCUGCUAUAUUAUACUUUAGCAUGGCAAGUGAAAAUGCCAAAAGAAAUCCGUGGCCUCCAAGGUUCCUGUCUGGUUAUACCAUGUCAUUUCUCUUACACAUGGUAUCCACCCACAGACCCACAUAGAAUUGUGUGGUAUCAGUGGGUCUCUAAAGGUUAUCCUUUAGUUUAUGAUCCACGGUAUCCAUAUGAUGUCAUUGAAAAAUUUAGAGGAAAAACUGAUUUAUAUGGAACAAGGGAUUGGGAUUGCAGUCUGCUGAUCAAAAACCUGAAACAUUCCCACCAUGGAGAAAAAAUAUAUGCAUGGAUUGACCCUGAAAAUGUUGGAUGGCGCACCUACCCAUUUUAUGAUGUCACUUCUACAAUUCUUGUUGAGGCAAGUCCACAGCCGCCGAGCAUCAGUAUUUAUGGAGGUGAAAGGAUGGGUGACGCCAUCACAGUAGCAUGUUCAACUUUCCACACGUGUCCAUACAGCAAACCAGACAUCAUUCUGAUUGCUAUAGAAGGAACUGCAACAAUAAACCUUGCCUUGCCAAAAAUAAACGACGAGUAUAUUGAAGACGGCCUGUGGAAAAUCACUCUGACCCGCGAAGGCAUCAUAAAAGCAGAAGGCUUGACUAUCGGGUGUUCUGUAAGGUAUUAUGGUGGCAAAACAGUGACUGCUUCAAGAAACAAAAGUGCCAAAUGUGUUGCUGAUAAAAUAACGAUUGAGCCUGGACUGGCUGAUGUUACAGAGGGCGUCGCAAAAAACUUCAUUUGUUCGGUCUAUCACUCCUGCAAGAGAGAGACUACAACCAUCACAUGGAACUAUAAAAACAUGCAGAUCUCAACGCAGAGCAAAACACUCUCUGGUUCAAAUCGGGUCACCUAUUCCAACAUAACCUUUCUGGGUUCAAAAGAUGAACAUGGGAAGAAACUGACAUGCACUGCCAAAUUUUCUGGAGGAGUCACUGCAGAAACCUCUGUUGUUUUACGUGUACAGCGUGUUAUGCAGUAUAAAGAAUUUGGAUGGGAAGUGAAUAUGCCGAAAGACAUUCACGGCCUCCAGGGUUCCUGUCUGGUUAUACCAUGUUCUUUCUCUUACACAUCAAACCCACCCAAAGACCCACGUAGAGUUGUGUGGUAUCAGUGGGUCUCUAAAGGUUAUCCUUUAGUUUAUGAUUCUCUGCAUGAAGAUGAUGUUAUUGAGAAGUUUAGAGGAAAAACUGAUUUAUAUGGAAGCACAAGUGGGGAUUGCAGUCUGCUGAUCAAAAAACUGGAACCAUCCCAUCAUGGAGAGAUACUAUACACAAGGAUUGACCCUAAAAAUGUAGCAUGGGACACCUAUAAAUUUUACGAUGUCACCUCCACAAUUCUUGUUGAUGCAAAUCCGCAACAGCCAAGCAUCAGUAUUCACGGAGGUGACAAGACAGGUGAAGGCAUCACUAUAGUAUGUUCGACUUUCCACACAUGUCCAUUCAGAAAACCAGACAUCAUUCUGACUGGUACUGAAGGAACGAACCAAAUAAAUGACGAGCAUAUUAAAGACGGCCUGUGGAAAAUCACUCUGACACGCAUAGGCUUCGUAAAAUCAGAAAGCUUGACUAUUAAGUGUUCUGUAACAUAUUAUGAUGGCAAAACAGUGACAGCUACAGAGGUCAAAAGUGCACAAUGUGUUCCUGAUAAAAUGACAAUUGAGCCUGAACUGGCUGAGGUCACAGAGGGCGUUGCAAAGAACUUCACUUGUUCGGUCUAUCACUCCUGCCAGAGAGAGACUCCAACCAUCACAUGGAACUAUGAGAACAUGCAGAUCUCAAUGUGGAGCAAAACACUCUCUGGUUUAGAUCGGGUCACCAAUUCCAACAUAACCUUUCUGGGUGCAAAAGAAGAACAUGGGAAGAAACUGAUUUGCACAGCAACAUUUUCUGGAGAAAACACUGAAACCUCUGUUGUUUUACAUGUACAACAGUAUCAGAAACCAGUGGAUCCAAUCCUGAAAGAAACUCAUUUCCAAUAUGAGGCUGAUGUGAUACCCAAGAUCACUGCGUUGCCUCGUUCCUGUGUGGUAAUACCCUGCAGUUUCAAGAUGGAAGAAGAAUAUGCCACUCGACUUCGCGUUCUUUGGGUCACCAAAAAAGGGGGCUAUAUGUUCCACACUGACUCACAUGAGGUCUUAGACAACUUCAAAGGCCGCACAAGGCUCCUGGGAAACCCGGAUGAGCAGAACUGCACUGUGGAGAUGGAUAAAGUGCAAACUCACGACAACGGCCCAUUCUGCUUCAGAGCAGAAAAAGAAAACGAGAAAUACGGUUUCAACAACAGUUGUGUGUUCAUUAUAAUGCGGGCUUCUCCUGACAAACCUGUGAUGUCAUCCCUCCCUGAAGACAUCGAUCCCGGGACACGCGUCACCGUCAGUUGCUCAGUCAACCACACGUGCUCCUCUCACCCUCCCAAAAUCAGCUGGAGCGUCCCAACAGCCCGAGAAACUAUCAGCCACAAUCCCAUGGGCGGAGGCGUCUGGGAAACCGUGUCCACUGUGACCUUCAUUCCAACUGGAUAUGAAGAGAGAGAUGAAAUUGUCUGCAGUGCCAACUUUUGGGGUGGUAAAACACAGAACAAAACUUCCAUCCUGAGUGUUAAGAAAAUUGAAGUUAAAGAGAAUCAACUGGAGACUUUCGGGUUUUAUGCCAUUGCUCCAUCACUUGUGUUCAUCCUCAUUUGUGUACUUGCUGGAGUCUGCAUUUACAAAAGACGGCACAGACAACCGUGUCAAGAUAUUCAAGGGUCACAAACACGAUCUGAACAUAGGAGAUCAGUUUGGAACAGAUUCUCAAGUCAUUUUAAUAUGCCUGAUGGUAGAGCAGCUUGGACUAACAGGGGAAACAGGGGUGAUAUCAGGUACAAUGGAAAUACUCCUGAAAGACCACCGAAGCCUGAACAAAGGUACACUGGAAAUGCUCCUGAAAGGCCACCGAAGCCUGAACAAAGACGAUCAAUCUGGAGCCGACUUUCUAGACACCAAUCACCCAGAAACAAUGCAAAUCUGAGAGCAGAAUACAAGGCAAACAACACAUAUACAGAGUCAGGAAACAAGCCUUUCUCCAAACCUCAUAUUCCAUCACCUAAGAGUGGGCCAAAAUCCUACAGUGGUCAUGAUUAUAACGCUGCUUGCACCAACCUAUAUGGAAAUGUCUGAUGAAAAUGAAACAUUAUCAGGGCUGUUUGGAGUUUGAGCUGUUCAAUUUCUAUGUCCUGUCCUUCUGCUCAACAUUGUUUUAUAAACGACAACGUGAAAUGGAUAUGGAAUAUAUAUAUAUAUAUAUAUAUAUAUAUAUAUCACAAUUUUUUUUUUUUUUGCGUGAAUGUUACAGUAUGCUUAUAUUACCUGUCUUUAAAAUAAAUAAAAAUGAGUUUGGC
Molecule: messenger RNA, 3782 nt
Organism: Pimephales promelas (fathead minnow)
Lineage: Eukaryota; Metazoa; Chordata; Actinopteri; Cypriniformes; Leuciscidae
Source: RefSeq, a predicted model, not a curated record